Molecule: messenger RNA, 4672 nt
Organism: Oldenlandia corymbosa var. corymbosa
Lineage: Eukaryota; Viridiplantae; Streptophyta; Magnoliopsida; Gentianales; Rubiaceae
Source: the annotation of a GenBank genome assembly
CAUAACCAUAAGUCCCAAAAUCCCGCCUCAUAUCCCCCAAAACCAAUAUCACUCUCUCGACUCUCACCCACAGCCACCGUGUACGGCGGUUGAACAUCGCCGGAAAUGGGCAUCGUCAACCAAGAUGACACAAACCAACCUCUAUUGCAAGUGAAGCCCAAAAGCCACGAAGAAAAACAGUAUGAACUGAGCGUGGCAUUGGAGAGGGAGCUUUCCAGGACUGACGUUCCUCUCACUAAGCGUCUCGGCGCGGCGGUCGGAAUCGAGCUCCGCCUUCUGGUUCGGUUGGCGGCUCCGGCGGCGGCGGUUUAUCUGGUGAACUAUGUAAUGGGAGUGAUUACGCAAAUAGUUGCCGGCCAACUUGGGAACCUUGAACUCGCGGGUGCCUCCUUAGGAAACAAUGGUAUCCAAGCCUUUGCUUAUGGGGUCAUGGUACGUAUGUAUACGUAUAGUACUUUUUUCUAGCUGCUCUUCCUCUACACACAGUCACACACUAAAUAUAUGGAGUAAGUAUUGUGGACUGGAUGAAGUAAUGUUUGUUUAGAAAAGGUGGAAAUUUUCGGUGGAUAAAAUAAAAACUCACUAUAAUGAAACAAAUACUCUCUCCGCACUGUGAUCGUGAAUCAAACUGUAAAUAAACAGAAUAAUUUUUAGUAACAACAAAAUUUAGUGAUUUGAUUAUGACGAUAGAUAGCAAUAACACUAUCACUCCAAAGUGCAUUUAUCAAAAUCCAUCCAUUUUACUUGUUAGGAAUCUAUGAAUAAAAAUAUAAAAACUUGAUGAACAAUUAUUACUCAAAAUCUCAUGAUUUUGUUUUAAGUACUAUGGUUUUUUUUUUUAAAAAAAAAAUCGUUAGCCCUAGGCUAAUGUCUGCUUCCUUUUUUAAAAAAGUUUAUUUUUGUGAUUUUUUUGGGACUUCUUGGAGGUAAGGAAACAUGUAAGUUUUGUUCAAUAAUUUUAUUCGGUGAGUAGUAGACUGAUAAAUUAUAUUACUCAAAAUUCACUACCGUUCUAAUUAAGUUUUAAAUAGUAUCAUCCUCCUACAAUUCACUUUAACAUUUAUGUCAUGUUCAUCAAAUCCACUUUCCUAAAAUGGUGUUAUUGUGUCAACCUUGCAAGGGCUGUGACCGUUGCUUUUAAAUUUAUUAGUGAUUCGGUUUCGAGUAACAAAUUUGUAGAGUAAAGAAGAUUUUACACUAUUAUUAAUAUAUUUUCUCCUGAUCUUUGGGGUAUGUUAACCUUAACUAGAAGCAUCCGAUUCUUAAAUUAUGAAAUACAUGCUUAACUUACCGCACUCGUUUGCUUUUUUAUUAUUUGAUUGGUUUAAUGUGGUUAUCAUUAAAGCAUAUACUCUAAUACUUUCUCAAGUUAGUCAGGUAGUUUAAGGAUAUAAUUUUUGGGAUUAAGAUAAUAAAAUAAUUAGUCGAUGCAUAUGAAAUAUGGUUGCAUGUCUCAUCACAAGUCAUGGUCAUAGCUAGUAAGUUAAAUUUUAGUAAUUACAGAAAAUAUACUUCUCAUCUUUUCAGGUCAGCUUUUUGCGACCAAAGUCACAAGUCUCAUAAUUUUCAGUGGAAAAGAAAAAAAGGACUUUUGGUUGUGGUAUCACUCAUUGUCUUGUUAAAAAGUUCCAUCAUUGUUUUCCAAAUAAUUGUUGAGCAAAAUAUGAGGGGAAAAAAAAGUUGGCCAUUGAAAGUUUCUUCGUACAUGACAGCCAGUUAGUAAAUGUAGGUCCAUCAAACCAAUGCUUAAUCAUGUACUGAAAUAUCUUAGCUCUACAACAAGAGUUUUUUUAUUACGAGGUUUUGAAAUGAUAUUAAUCAAGAUACGGAGUCUAAAACGGUAAAAGGAUUUAUAAUGUGUGUCAUUAGAAAAUGAUAUCUUUCUCCAUCCUAUGUAAAUACUCAUGUUUUGCUAUGGUAAAUUUUGUAAUUUUUGUGCUAAAAAUUGGAAUAUUCAUAUUUCGUAGAGUAUAUAUAUUAUAAUCAGGUUAGGAAAAAUAAUUACAUAUACAAUAUUGGUUUUGGCAUGAAAAUGCGAGACGAACUCUUUUUUCAGAUCUUAAUAAAUCGAUUCUUUUUUGAAACAAAUGGAACAAAAAUCAUCCGUAAUAAAAUGUUAGAUUAUGUGAAUAAAGUUCUCUCUAACUCGUGUUUUAGUCACGAAUACAUAGCUUAAAGUUAUGCAAUUUGUAUGUAUCGAAAUCAAAUAUUAAAAAUCAGUUGUCUGAGAUGACAAAAGUAUUAGGUGAUAAAAAGAGGACAAAUUCGUUCCAUUUACUAUGUCUAGUACCUUUCGAUAUAAUUCAUAUAAGUAUCGAACCAAAUUUAGUAUAUUCAAAAGUGUUGUCACGGGUUCCUCGUGGAGCUUCAAGUAAUAUAAUAAUAUCAUGUCACUAUUUGCAUUUGGUACUUUUUUAUUUUCCCCUUCUUUUGUAUUGUUGUCCCUGAACCUCAAUUCUCAAUAAUUCAAAGUUUAUGUGACAAAGGGACCCUCAAGAGUUGUCCAUCAACUGUCUGAAAAAAUGUGAUAUAUGGUCCACUCAGAUUUAUAGUCAUUCCUCCUAGCUAUCUAGUAACAUACAAAGUACUACAGUUACUAAUUAAUUACUUCCUCCGUUCCAACAAAACACUGUAUAUUGUUUUACCUUAACAAGAAUCUUAAUUUAUUUGAAACCGAUGGAAUAACAUUUGUAUACUCUCCGUCAUUCUGUGCGACUCGUUGAAUUUUACAAUUCUCAGUCUCAUUUCUCAAUUCUCACAUUGGAAAAACUAUGGACCAUGAGCUCAAAAAAAUUACAUUUUCUCUAUGGAAAAACAGUGGGGAAUGGGAAGUGCAGUGGAAACCCUGUGUGGACAGGCAUACGGUGCAAAGAAAUUCGAAAUGCUAGGAGUAUAUCUCCAAAGAUCAACCAUUCUGCUUACCCUAACCGGAAUCCUGAUCAUGUUUGUCUACAUCUUCUCGAAACCGAUCCUAAUAUUCCUCGGCCAAUCCCCGGAAAUCGCAGCCGCGGCCGCGCUGUUCAGCUACGGCCUAAUCCCGCAACUCUUCGCGUACUGCGCCAACUUUCCGAUCCAGAAAUUCCUUCAGGCUCAGAGCAUCGUGGCCCCCAGCGCUUACAUUUCGGGUGCCACGGUUUUUCUCCACAUCUUGCUGAGUUGGCUCGCGGUUUACAAGUUUGGGCUCGGGUUAUUGGGCUCGGCAUUGGUGCUGAGUUUCUCCUGGUGCAUCAUUGUAAUUGGGCAGUUUAUAUACAUUAUGUUCAGUGAACGGACCAGGGAGACGUGGCGCGGGUUUAGCGUUCAGGCGUUCCAUGGCCUCUGGGAUUUCUUCAAGUUGUCGGCCGCCUCGGCCGUCAUGCUUUGCCUGGAAACUUGGUAUUUUCAGAUUCUGGUCAUGCUGGCUGGGUUGCUCCCUGAUCCUGAGAUCGCUUUGGAUUCUCUCUCCAUAUGCGUAACAGUCUUGGGAUGGGUGUUCAUGAUUUCUGUAGGAUUCAACGCAGCUGCAAGUGUGAGAGUGGGAAAUGAGCUUGGAGCUGGACAUCCCAAGGCGGCUGCAUUUUCAACUAUCAUAGUCACUGUGAUAUCAUUCAUAAUCUCCGUCAUUGUGGCAUUGGUCGUUCUUGCGUUUCGCCAUAGCAUUAGCUACAUGUUCACAGGUGGUGAGGUUGUCGCUAAUGCUGUCUCGGAUAUGUGCCCUUUGCUCGCCGUCACUCUCCUUCUAAAUGGGAUUCAACCAGUUUUAACUGGCGUUGCUGUUGGGUGUGGCUGGCAAGCAUUCGUCGCCUAUGUUAAUGUUGGUAGCUAUUACAUGGUCGGUAUCCCCAUUGGUGCGGUGUUUGGGUUUUAUUUCAAAUUAGGAGCCAAGGGAAUUUGGUCAGGGAUGAUCGGUGGCACAUUGAUGCAAACUCUCAUACUCAUUUGGGUCACUUACCGGACAGAUUGGAACAAAGAGGUUGAAAUAGCUCAAAAUAGGUUGAAGAAGUGGGAGGACAAGACUGAACCACUGCUGAACGAGUAAAAGUAAAAAGAGAAAUAUUUCCAAGUGAAAUAUUCGUUCUCAAAUAUCCUUAAAUUAUGUUUGAAUAGUGACUUUGAGAAGUCAUGGACUUCCAAUUGCCAAGCUAACGCGAUUGUUGUGAUUUGAUGAUGUUGUUAUGGAAUUGAUUAUUAAGAAUUUCAUCCUUAGCGGAACUCUGCUCUUGGUAUACCUCGUAUCAACCCCCCCCCCCUUCCCUUUUUUAUGGUAUAAGAAAUAUAUUGUCAACUGAUCAGUUUUCACUUGAUACGCCAUCUAAUGGCCAAGCCAAAAAUAUCAUGAAUUCAGUUUGGAAUUUAGAAACGUAAUAAACUGUUAUUAAUGUUACACUAUCUUGGAAGCUUGUACGAAAAUGUCUAAAUGUAUAAUUUUUCCGAAAAUGUAACUUAUCUCUCUAUUAUAUAGGGGGAAAAAAACCCGGAAAAGUUUGUAGCCGCACCUACUUACCCCUUUGGCUCUGUAUGCAUCAAAAAGAAUAGUCAAGGAGUACCUUAAAUUUGGAACACGUUGGGAAUCGAUGGAGGUGAUUGCGGAUUUGUAAUAGUAACGACGUCCUAGUUAGGAAAACUCCAUAAAGAUGUGAUGUUGGAAAUUGGAAUUGUGAUCAGACAGCAAUUAUUGCAUUUUGUUUUUCUC